Molecule: messenger RNA, 1232 nt
Organism: Nerophis lumbriciformis (worm pipefish)
Lineage: Eukaryota; Metazoa; Chordata; Actinopteri; Syngnathiformes; Syngnathidae
Gene: slc35d4
Product: transmembrane protein 241
Source: RefSeq, a predicted model, not a curated record
UGACGUGUCAGUUUAAGAACAAGGAGGAAGAAGUUCGCGAGGAUACAAUGUGUAGCUUACUAACAAACUACUUAAUAAUAUGAGAAUCAUGCCGCGUUUUAUCCCGUUAACAACAUGCAGUGGAAAAGAAAUUGCAUUGGCCUCGCCUUUAUCUUCUUUUUCGUUGUUUCCUAUAUCACGAAUAAGUUUGUUCUGUCUGUUAUGAAAUUCAACUACCCAACGUUAUUCCAAGGAUGGCAGACAUUUAUCGGCUCGGUCCUGCUUCUGCUGUUUGGCAAGCUGGGCCUGGUGGAAAUGAGCCCUAUCUCCAGAUCGGAUGCCCUUUCCUGGUUCCCAGGCUCCCUCCUGUUUGUGGGAAAUAUUUAUGCAGGUUCCAGAGCACUAUCACGCCUAGAGAUUCCUUUCUUCUUCACUCUGCAGAACUCCUCCCAUGUCGUGAGUUACGUUAUCUUGAAGGCUGUCGGUCAUAGAGAGAAAUCAAAUUGCCGUACCAGCUGCCAGGAGAAAAUGGAUUGGUUGAAACUACUUAGCAUUUGUCUCAUGCUGUUUUCAGCCAUUUACCUCCCUGCCUACGAUCCACAGUUUGACCUCAGCGGUUACAUGUGGGCCCUCGCUCAUCUCGUCUGUGUUGGCGCUUACGGGGCGUUUAAAGUCCGCAGCAUACCCAGUAAUUUGAGCGACAUUGAGCAGCAAUGUGUUAACUACUUGUUCAGCGUGCUGCUGCUGACAAUGGCUGCUCACCCGACAGGUGACCUCACAAGUGCCUUGGAGUUCCCCUCUCUUCAGUCCUAUGCGUUCAGCUGUGGCUGCUGUGCCAGUGCCUUGCUGGGCUUUAUGCUGCUUUUAGCGACAUUCAAACUCAAAAGUGGAUUCUCGCUCCAGCACUUUGCACUGUGGAUUUUUUUGUCCAAGAUUACUGCCAUGUUCGUUGCUCCUCUUAUUUUCUACAUGGACAUGAACACUGCAUCUAUUAUUUGUGUGGCCGUCAGUCAUGUGAGCGAAGCUGUGCUGGUGUAUUCCGAGAGAGAAGCGCAGUAAUACCAAAAAAAAAAAGACAACUCAACAUAUUGCACUUCCUAAACAAAUGUACUAAAUAUGUAUUUUCAUUUUUUUUUUACAUCAGAAACAGUGCUUUAAUAGGCUACAGACCAAAUAAAAUGUGUACAUGGGGUAUAUUUUGCACUUUUACUUAUUCCAAAUGAUACAAGUUAUGAAUUAGCAAGCAGAAAACU